AUGGCAUCAUACAAAUCUGGGUUCGACCCUCCCAUGCGGCCUGGGGAUCUGCCACGGGGGAGAAGAUUGGGGCAGUAUAUGCAGACAGGAUCAGUUGGGUUCCCAACGAAAGAGAAUAGAGAAUCAGAUAUCAGACAUGAUCCCAGGCAGAUGAAAUCCAGGAGAGAUAUCAUACCAGCCACUAGACUCCCGCCAAGAAUACCUACCAGGCCGUACGUGCGCCAACCUUCACCGAGCCCAAAUUCCAGACCAGAAGCGUCGGAACAAACAACAGGAUCAACUUUUGGAUUUGGAAGGGCUCAGAGUACGCCGCUAGUCGAGAAGGCGCAACCCGUGCUCAAGGCAAAAUCAUCCCGGAAUUUGUUGAGGCGGAAACAAUCUUCGAUCGCACAAUCAUCAGGACAAUCUCGGCCAGGUUCUAUAAUUGCAGAGUCUUCCUCUCCAAAGGAAUGGUCACGAAAACCAACCGAGACGCGUCAAAGUGUUGAAGCCUUGAUGAAAUCAGCCGAAGGUAGCGAUGAGAACUUUACGAAACCGAUCCCCAGGGCUUCGAUAGUGACAAAAUCACCACCUAUAAUCCCCGAGCUGGACAGGUAUCGGAACAGGCCAGACGUUUUCAGAGCGCAUAGCAAGCCUGUCGUGGAAUUGCCACCCAAACUUUCCACGCAAGACUUGCCUCCCCCAACCCCUCUCGUGUCUGGGGCACAUGUGUACUACUCCGGGGGAAGCAGUCAAUACCGAUACAGUGGUAGUAUGUAUAGCGCAAGCCCAUCGACGCGUUUCUCGGGGUCUCCAGGUCUUGGGAUGUAUAGUCGGGACACCACCCCUACAUCCAUGUCAUCUCAGUCCCCCGGUAUAAUCGCACCUCUCAAGUCUACCGCGCCAAGGUUACAACAGGUCAGUCCUGCUCCAUCACGCCCAACUCUUUCGACUGCAGCGAGAAGGGAGGCUACCAGCAUCCCCAACGAAGUGGAAGUAGCACCCGACGUCGAGCAACAUGGUCUUCCCUCGCUCAGUAUAUCGGUAACAUCCUCUUCUUCGAACUCGACAAUUAAGGAAGAUGGUAAAACAAAAGAAACGACGAAGAACAGGAGUCUAUCGCCACUGCCGCCAAGUCCCCCGCCGCGGAAAUCCUCCCAAAAAUUCAAUACACCUCGCUCCGAAAAACAAGAAUCUCCCUCGAACCCAUCUCAAGCCCCAGCGAAGCCCGUGAUGGUAUCCGACCAGCCGUCUCUUGCCAAACAACAGAGGCCUGCUCUUACAGUAGCUACCAAAAUCAACGAUGCACCGACACGACCAAGCAGAGAAGGAACACCGAACGUUCAGUCUCAGCUGAGUGGCUCGAGGAAAAAAAUGCCAAGCAAUUUGACGGAGGUUGGCUUUUCGCCAGAUAGGAGGAAAAGUGUAUUACCUCGGGCCGCUGUCACUUCUCCUCCCCUGUCUCACUUAGCACGUCGCUCUCAACAGCCAACUCGCCUGCCAUCAAGAAUACCCUCCCCAAAUCCUAUAAUAGCAUCGCCACAGGAACCAACACAUACGCCAUCAGGACUUGGAAUCAUCCCGGAUCUCAGACCUCAGCUGAAGUCAUCAAGAGUAGCAGCCAGCCGCACCCCCAGUCCAAGUUUAGCGAACGCUAAGCCUCUCUUUGGACUGUUUGGACGGCGUACGAGAACUGCAAAUGAGCUACCAACCGCUGAGAUCAAAGAGAAGGUCGUACGAAGGGGGCCUGCUGCUGGGACAGGGCACGAGGGAUACGGAAGAUAUGCACGAGCGAGAAGUACCAGUGCUGGUGGUCUUGGCAGAGGUCGAGACAUAAGGAUAAAUGGAGCAAGCUCGUCGCAAGAGAGUCUUGCCAGUACCCGUGCUCAAGACCCGUUUCUCCUCGAGCGCAUGAGCCCUGUGAUAAUCGCUGGUGGAGGAGAAAUCGUCGAGAAUCGUAACACCAGUUCGGAAUUCUCUCGAACCGAGAGCAAUACGAGCCUACUAUUGGGUCGACCUAGCACUGAUUCAAGACCUUCGUCGAAGCUUAGUCACGAAUCACCUCGAGCUGCAAUUUGGCCGUCAGCAAUACCCAAAAUUCGCCGGCCGUCAGACAGCAGUGAUGAUGGGAUUAGGAGGAGCUCAUUGGCUUUUCGUCGGUCAAUACAGCGACUGAAUAACUCGACCAGUACGAUGAGCCUCCCACGGCCGCUAAAAUUCUCUGCAAUGGGCAGGGUCGCAGCACCGUCAAUCACAAGCCUGGAUGCGAGUAUCAAGUCAGAAGAGCCUCAACUAGAGACCAGAGCACAGACUGGAAUGUCACGAACGGCCGAGAUCUCCAAGCCGAAAAAGCUAGAGAAACGACCAAAGUCGCCUCGCAAAUGGAAUUUCUUCCAUCGAUCACAACAAACAAAAUCCGAGGCUCAUUCCGUGCAAGUAACUGUCGCGAAAGCGGGCCCGAAGCCUUCCGCGGUGCCUCACUAUGCUUUGCUCGAUUCCUCCGAUGAACAGCAGGAUAUGGAUACCAUGGACUUGGAUGACAUCCUCUGUGACGAUGAUGUAAUCACUCUUUCGAAUGAAGAGUUAGAUCUCCUUCAGUUCGGAAAUGUUCAAGAAAAUCAGCGUUGGAUGGACGAUCUCCAUAUGAUACCCAAAAGUGACGAAAUCCCCAACCGGAAUUUAUUCUCGUCCCCGAAGCCUGCACUAGGCGAUAUUGAGUUCGCUCAAACUGAUCUUCACUUUGCCAAGAAGAGUACACCAGUUCGUCCCAGUCGACUACCCCAGGUUGGAAGGAUACCCAAAGUCAUCUCAGCUCGACCUGAGACCACGUCGCCGAAGUCAUUCUCUAGGCCAUUUGCCCGUCUAAGCACUGUGCAGCCACUCCCAAAGCUACAGAUUUUCGAUAAAGACUCUGUCGGUCUAGGCCCGAGUCCGCCAAAGUCUCCCACGCCAAAGCCUUGCCAGGGAGACUCCGACACCUCUGACGUGAACCCUGUGUCAAGAUAUACCUCUGGUGAUUCAAAUACCGUGAACAUGGAUGAAAGUCACCGUGAAUUUCUUGCAUUUUUUCCUCGCAAGAGCUCGGAAGCGACGACGAAUAGCUCUGGUGGCUUGAGCCUUUCUGGAAUCACCGCUGUGAUACCCGAGGCUGAUGCUGAACUGGAGGAAGACGAGGUGUGGGACGAGUAUGACGACCUCAUUCAGAACAACAAAGUUCCCCUAUCAGCAACAUCUUCGCAAGGUAUGCCCUUCCAGUACGAGAGCUACGAAAGUCGACAGAUCAGAAAAAGCAAGGUCCAUGCUAAGGAGUCACCUACGUUGGCAUCUGCCCCCGAGACCAAAGAGCAGGAGAUUGAAUUACCGGAGCGAGGUUCAACAUUCACAGCAUCCAGUGUGUAUAGCGGAGACAUGAGUGCCAGGUUGCGAGAGGCUCUGGCCUCCAUCCCAACACCAACAACUCCAAAGUCUUUCACAGAUUUCUUUUCGGGUUCUGGCGACCGCGACAACUCCAUUCAUAGUGACUCGAUCCAGAACCCCCGACACGGCUCACAAGGCAGCUCACGGAAAUCAAUAUCGUCGAGCAGUCACUCUCGCUCGCUAUCAGGUCUCGAUGCCAUCGCAGAACAGGAGAACAACUCGCCAAUUUCACAAGUGAAUCUGCGGGUUGGAUCGAUGACGGUGUCGAAGUGGCUUACAUUCGGCCACGUUCUGUUCAGUCCCGCUCGGGAAGAACUGAUGCAAUUAAACGGAUCAACAAAACGCCAUUCAAUCCUUGUCAUCGAUGGUCUGGGCAACGACGACUGGUCCUUCUACGCCGCCGAAACCUAUCCUGCCCACACCUUCUACAACCUCUCCCCAACUCAGCCCCUCUCCGCCUCCCAAAAUACCUCCCCCUCAUUCCCUCCUACGCCCCCCAAUCACCGCCAAACCCAGCACUCAUCCCUAGGCACCGCCAAGUUCCCCCUCCCAUCCUCUACCUUCUCAGUCGUCGUCUUUCGCUUCCCAGUCGCCAUGCCGGAAUCCAGCACCCGCUUUAUUAUCUCCGAAGCUAAGCGAGUCCUUAAGCCAGGCGGCUAUCUCGAAAUGGCAAUUCUGGACCUCGACAUGCUGAACAUGGGGAACCGCACCCGCCGCGCCGUCCGCGGCUUAAAGGUCAGAAUCCAGGCCGCGGAUCCGAAUAUCAAUCUUGCGAGCGCGAGCGAUACAGUGCUCCGGUGUGUAGGCAAGCGCGGAUUUAGCGAUUUAAAGAGCUGUAACGUUGGUGUUCCCGUCGCGUCCACCAUCCCCUCCGCUACCAAACCAUCUCCAGCCCGGAAAGGCAAAAGAAAAACCAGAAGUAAAGCCAGAGACAGAGAACCGAUCCGCGAGAUCAAAGAAGAGUUAAGCCUAGCAGAUAUGCUGAAGGAUUCAACGCCCGCGGGCGACGAAAGCAUUACUAAGAUGGUCGCGAGGGUGGGACGAUGGUGGUACACGCGCUGCUACGAGAAUGCUGCCGGAGAUCAGGGAAGUAGCAUUUGGAGUGACGCGACACUGCUGGGGGAGUGCGAGAAGUGGAACACGAGCUUAAAGCUGGUCGUUGCGUAUGCGCAGAAGCCAGUGCAAAGACGUAGGAGGACCAAUAGCGUCUAG
This is a messenger RNA of Drepanopeziza brunnea f. sp. 'multigermtubi' MB_m1, 4608 nucleotides long. RefSeq lists its product as uncharacterized. The record is from RefSeq and is a predicted model, not a curated record. NCBI's taxonomy places the organism in Eukaryota, Fungi, Ascomycota, Leotiomycetes, Helotiales, Drepanopezizaceae.